Molecule: messenger RNA, 1892 nt
Organism: Grammomys surdaster
Lineage: Eukaryota; Metazoa; Chordata; Mammalia; Rodentia; Muridae
Product: interferon-induced protein with tetratricopeptide repeats 1B-like
Exons: 1
Coding region: 43-1038 (331 amino acids)
Biological process (GO): defense response to virus
Cellular component (GO): cytosol
Molecular function (GO): RNA binding; protein binding
Source: RefSeq, a predicted model, not a curated record
GAGAAGGUUUGCAAGGAAUCUGCAAGUCCCUUCCGCUACAGGAUGGAGUGUGCUGAGAUGGACUGUGAGGAAGGCUGGGCCUUGCUGAAGUGUGGAAAACAAUAUUAUAAUCGAGCCCUGGCCUGCUUUGAAAAGGCUCUGAAAGAGGAGCCUGACAACCCUGAGUUCAACACUGGCUAUGCAGUCGUAGCCUAUCGCCUGGAUCACAAUGAGGGCACUUCUCUAGAACCUUUAAGGAAGGCUGUCAGCUUAAAACCAGAAGAUCCAUACACUAAAGUUCUCCUUGCCUUAAAGCUUCAAGAUUUAGGCAAAGCUGAUGAAGCAGAACAAUACAUUGAAGGAACUCUGCCAAGAAUAUCCCAGACCUAUGUCUUUGGAUAUGUAGCCAAAUUUUACCGAAGGAAAGGUUUUGUGGAAGAAGCUCUCAAGUUCCUUGCAAAAGCCUUGCAGAAAAAUCCUUCCUCCACCUACUUGCAUUUCCAGAUUGGUCUUUGCCAUAAGAAACGACUGAUUCAAAUAAAGGAAGCUACAAACAUGAAUCCUAAAGGGGAAGAUAGAGAAAGAGCAGACCAAUCCAUCCGUUUGGCUAUAUGUCAUUUUAAAAAGACUUUAAAACUGAAAGCAACAUAUGAGAUAGCUUAUGUUAAUCUGGCCGAAAUGUACUCAGAGAUUGGUCAACUUGAAGAGGCUGAGGAAAAUUUUCAGAAAGUGUUGAGCAUGAGUAACUUGGAAGAUCAUAUGCAGCAAGAGAUCCAUUUGCGCUAUGGUCUCUUCCAACAAUUCCAUAUCAAAUCAGAAGACACAGCCAUCACCCAUUACUUAAAAGGCCUGAAAAUAGAGGCGACUUCUCACUCCAGGCAUAAACUUCUCAAGGCUUUGGAGAAGCUGGCUACAAAACGCAUUCACCAGAAUGUUCAUGUCCUGGAAAGCUGGAGCCUCCUUGGGUUUGUCUACAGACUGAAAGGGGACACAAGUGGAGCCAUGUCAUGCUAUGAGAAGGCCCUGAGGCUCACAGGAGCACUGAACCCAGAGUUUUGAGUUAUGCAUCAUUAAGUGGCUUAUUAAGUGUGGACAUGACUCCCUAUUUCUAACAUUACUGAGGAAAAGCAGCUCAAGCUACUUCUGCUCCCCCAGAAUGAAGUGGUAUAGACUUCUGGCCAGCAUAAUCUAGAGGGUCCUGCUCAGACCUACUUAGAUUGGUGGCUCUAGAUGCAGCCAGAGAACACAACAAAGUCAUUUGUUCAGGCUAGCCAUUAAAUUUCUGGGCAGGUCAGCUUUCUGGUCAACCAUAUUCAGAACUAAUACUGAUCUUCUUAGAGGCCCAUUCUCUAUGGAGGAAUAAGCUAAUGUAGUUGGAGGUACAUGCCUUUCAUUCUUUGCAAUUCCCACCUGGACUUUGCUAAACAUUUGUAACUCUUGGAGCUGAGGACAGGGAAGAUUGUCUUUUUUUUUCUUAGCUUUCACAGUAGCUAAUAGCAUCUGCCUUCCCUCUGCCAUCAGUACUUCUAUCAUUCCCUGAUGUAUAUUUGUCAGGAAUGUUAGCCCUUCCUCUUAGUUUUCUUGGAGGCUCUUCCAAUGACAAGUGUAGUUUCAGCUUUAAAAAAAUCACAUUUGGUAUGAUUACUUUUUACUUACAGUAAAAUGCACUUAUUUUACUCAACAAUUGUCUGAGCCCAUGUACACUCCUUAUAGGUUAUUUCUGACAUCCCUAAGUUCCCCGCGUGCGUCUUCAUCCUCUAUCCUUACCAUCUCUAGGUAACCAUUGUUCUGCUUCCAUGGCUACAAAUUAGGCAGACUUUUUGAGAGAGUAUAGGUAUUUUGAGAGAGUAUAGUUUUUUUUGCUUGCCCUGCAGCCUUAAACACUAGAAAAAAAAAUAAAGUUUGAACUUUGA